UUAAAAACAGCAUUCACUUCUACACGACUUUGCUAAGCUGUGUUUUGCAACCAGCAUCGAACAGGAAUGAGGGACGGAGCGCUGUGACUCCUUUGAAGAAUCAGAUAGCCUUCAGGAACCAGCGCGCGCGCUUGCGUCAUCCAGCAGACAGCGAACUGAUCUGAAUCCUCGCGAUUCACAGCAGCGUCAAUCAAGAGCUUUAUGAUUGACAUGCAACAGCUAGUGUUCCCACUUUGUCGUGUUUUAUUGGAAGCUCACGCAUAUAAUACAAGAAGUGGGAAAUAUUAAACUUAAAAUAAGCUAUAAAUAAGUUAAUCGUCUAGGUAGUUUGCCAGUGCAAAGUUUUAUUUAUAAUUUAAACACUUAAGGCUGGUUCUUAGGGAGAGGAGCGUCAUUAUUAGUGCAGGAUCUGAGCUGAGGGUGGGAUCAGCUGAUGAUAAGAUACACGUGUUACAGUGCAAGGGUCCUACUUGACUCUAGUCUACCUCAAGAGGUAAUCUGACCUGAGAGGUGUAGAGGACUGAAGAGGAGCAACCACCCUCUCGGAUUGCUUUAUUUUAGUGAUAGCUUUAUUUUUUUUCUCUAAAGUCAUAAUUUCAGUUGUUUUCUCCACCUCAAAGAUGUCCUGCCUGUUGCUUGGAGUACUAAGGAGGCGAAGUGCCAUCAGUACAGCUUCAGUGGGCGUGCGGUCACUCGCCUCCAUCCCCUCUCUGCCCCCAUCAGUGGCUGAGUUUGUGUCGGGCGCUGUGACCGAAUGUAAACCGUCUAAAGUGCACGUGGUCACUGGCACUCCAGAGGAGGCAGCAGACAUCCUGGCCAACUUAGAGAAAGAUGGCAUGGUGAAGAAACUCACCAAAUAUGAAAACUGCUGGAUAGCACGUACUGACCCUAAAGACGUGGCUCGCGUGGAGAGUAAAACUGUGAUUGUCACUAAGGACCAAAGAGACACUAUUCCCAUUCCCACCGGAGGUGCCAAGUCCCAGCUGGGCAGCUGGAUGAGUGAGGAGGUCUUUCAGAAAGCCAGAGAGGAACGCUUCCCUGGAUGCAUGGCAGGACGCACUAUGUAUGUUAUCCCCUUCAGUAUGGGCCCUGUGAACUCUUCUCUCGCUAAGUUUGGCGUUCAGGUGACUGAUUCACCAUAUGUGGUGGCCAGCAUGGGCAUCAUGACACGCAUGGGGACACCUGUGCUGGAGAAACUAGCUGAGGGGGCGGAGUUUGUGCGCUGCCAGCACUCUGUGGGCCGACCUAUACCACUCAAAGCUCCUUUAGUAAACAGCUGGCCUUGUAACCCGGACAAGGUGUUGAUCUCACAUCUUCCUGACACCAGACAGAUCCUGUCCUUCGGCAGCGGUUACGGUGGAAACUCGCUCCUUGGAAAGAAGUGCUUUGCCCUUCGUAUCGCCUCACGCAUUGCCAAAGACGAAGGCUGGUUGGCUGAACACAUGCUGAUUCUCGGAAUCACAAAUCCUCAGGGUGUAAAACGUUACAUUGCAGCAGCAUUCCCGAGCGCUUGUGGGAAAACGAACCUUGCCAUGAUGAAACCAUCACUACCAGGCUGGAAGGUUGAGUGUGUGGGCGAUGACAUCGCCUGGAUGAAGUUUGACAGUCAGGGUAAACUCAGAGCUAUUAAUCCAGAGAAUGGUUUCUUUGGAGUUGCCCCCGGGACGUCCAUGAAGACAAACCCUCAUGCCAUGGCAACAAUCUCCAGGAACACGGUGUUCACUAACGUGGGAGAGACCAGCGAUGGGGGUGUUUGGUGGGAGGGUCUGGAACCACCUGCUCCGGGAAUCCAACUCACAGACUGGCAUAAGAAAUCCUGGAAGUAUGGUGAUUCUACACUGUGUGCUCACCCGAACUCCAGGUUUUGUGCCCCGGCUGGCCAGUGCCCCAUCAUAGACCCACUCUGGGAAAGUGACGAGGGCGUCCCCAUUGAUGCCAUUGUAUUUGGUGGCAGAAGACCAGAAGGUGUGCCUUUGGUGUACGAGUCAUUUAAUUGGCGUCAUGGUGUGUUUGUGGGUGCAGCCAUGAGAUCCGAAUCCACAGCUGCUGCUGAACAUAAAGGUAAAGUAAUCAUGCAUGACCCCUUUGCUAUGCGUCCUUUCUUCGGCUACAACUUCGGCGACUACCUGGCCCACUGGUUGAGUAUGGAGACACGCAAGGGCCCCACCAAACUCCCCAAGAUCUUCCACGUCAACUGGUUCCGGAAAGAUCAGAAGACCGGCUCUUUCCUGUGGCCAGGGUUUGGAGAAAACGCCCGCGUCCUCGAGUGGAUCUUCAAACGAUGCGGCCGUACCAGUGAAGAGGAAGCUGCCACCAAAAGCAUUGUGGGAUGGAUUCCACAAAACGGUGCCAUAAACACAGAAGGCCUGGGUGGGAACAUCGAUAUGGGCGCCCUCUUUGACCUGCCCAAACCCUUCUGGCAGAAGGAAACACAGGAGCUUCGGACCUACUUCACCCAGCAGGUUGGAGCUGAUCUACCUGCACAAGUGGAAGGAGAGCUGAGGGCGCUGGAGGAGAGAGUGAGGAACUGAACAGAUGCUACAUUACACUGAUGUUGAGUAGAUGUAAAGAAUAGGAUGGGUUGAGGUAGAGGGGACUGUUUUAAUGUGACUUUUGCACUGAAGUGGACGCUGUACCUGAGAAACACAAAACCAAAAAGUUCACCAUCAGUGGUAUCAGUACCUAGGUGCCUUAUUUUAUUUUACAGUAGAAGCUAAAAACUCUAUUUAAUGUUUACAAGAUAUGUCCCAAAAUGCCUUUUAGAUUAUUUUUUUUCUGUUCAAACAAGACAAUAUUAUGAAUUCGAUAUAUAUAUAUAUAUAUAUAUAUAUAUAUAUAUAUAUAUAUAUAUAUAUAUAUA
This is a messenger RNA of Carassius gibelio (silver crucian carp), 2860 nucleotides long. Its product is annotated as phosphoenolpyruvate carboxykinase, cytosolic [GTP]. Gene Ontology annotation, biological process: gluconeogenesis; hepatocyte differentiation; response to starvation. NCBI's taxonomy places the organism in Eukaryota, Metazoa, Chordata, Actinopteri, Cypriniformes, Cyprinidae. Bases 621 to 2531 code for a protein of 636 amino acids. The transcript has 10 exons. Gene Ontology annotation, molecular function: manganese ion binding; phosphoenolpyruvate carboxykinase (GTP) activity; GTP binding. The record is from RefSeq and is a predicted model, not a curated record. Gene Ontology annotation, cellular component: cytosol; mitochondrion.